CUAUUGAAAAAGAAAAUCAACUUUCCUCCCAUCCGCCCCAGCCACCUCUCCGUCUCGCUCUGUGUCUCGCGCCGACCCAACCUCUCCCUUUCCUACAUCGUUUAGGGCUCCUCUCUCUCUCUCUCCCUCUCCCUCUCUCCCUCUUGCUGUGUGGCUGUGUCUUGGUUUUGUUUCCUUGUUCUAUUUGAUCUCGUAUUCCCGAUUUCCUUUACGUAUUUUUCAACGCCUUUGGUUCUCGAUCUCCUCAAUUUUCUCUGCAUUCUCUGGGAAAACUUUCUUUAUAUGUCUUCUGUGUUUCCUCCUCGUUAUUUGGUCCUUCAAUUUCACAUUUUGUCCUUAAAUUGCUUCCAAAUUUCCUUUUUUUAGUUUCAUGUUUCCAAUCUCCCAUUUCGUUUCUUCAAUUUUAGGGUUUUGAUUUUUCGAGUAGUUUUCUUUCCUAUUUGCGAUUGUCUGAUUUCAUGAAUAUCUCGGGUCUUAGGUAUUAGUAUUUUCGGAUUUUUAAAAAAAAAAAAAUUUUUGGGGGUACGGUGAUGGUGAGUUCAGAGGGGCUGAGUCCUUCGCCGGCUUCGGCAUCGAAGCAACACGGCGUGACGAAGCCAAUAUCAACGGCGGGGCCCAGUGAAGCCGAUAGACAGAGAAACAAAGAACUGGAGAAGUUCUUGGUGGAUGCUGGGCUUUACGAGAGAAAAGAGGAAGCUGCCAAGAGAGAGGAGGUUCUUGGUCGAAUUCGCCAGAUUGUAAAAGAUUGGGUGAAGCAACUUACUCGGCUGAGAGGAUACACUGAUCAAAUGGUGGAGGAUGCAAAUGCUGUCAUUCUUACUUUUGGUUCUUAUCGACUCGGGGUACAUGGUCCUGGGACUGACAUAGACACGUUGUGUGUGGGGCCAUCAUAUGUGAAUCGGGAGGAAGACUUCUUCUUUAUAUUGCAUAACAUCCUGGCAGAAAUGGAAGAAGUCACAGAACUGCAACCAGUUCCAGAUGCUCAUGUCCCAGUAAUGAAAUUCAAGUUUGAUGGAAUACCCAUUGACCUUCUUUAUGCAAGUAUUUCUCUCUUGGUUGUACCAGAAGACUUGGACAUCUCUGAUGUCUCUGUAUUGUACAAUGUUGAUGAGCCCACUGUUCGAAGUCUUAAUGGCUGCAGGGUUGCUGAUCAAAUUUUGAAGCUUGUUCCAAAUGUCAAGCAUUUUUGUACCACACUCCGGUGCUUGAAGUUUUGGGCCAAGAGGCGUGGUGUUUAUUCCAAUGUGACUGGAUUUCUUGGGGGUGUUAACUGGGCCCUUCUUGUAGCUCGUGUAUGCCAGCUCUAUCCUAAUGCAGUUCCCAGUAUGCUUGUUUCUCGAUUUUUUAGGGUCUAUACACAGUGGCGUUGGCCGAACCCUGUGAUGUUAUGUGCAAUUGAAGAGGACAAACUUGGAUUUUCUGUUUGGGAUCCACGGAAGAACCCUCGAGACCGGACUCAUCACAUGCCCAUCAUAACGCCUGCUUACCCUUGCAUGAAUUCUAGCUACAACGUUUCGACAAGCACUCUCAGGGUUAUGAUGGAGCAAUUCCAACUUGGUAACAAAUUUUGUGAGGAGAUUGAACUCAAUAAAGCCCAAUGGAGUGCUCUGUUUAAACCAUACUUGUUCUUUGAAAGCUAUAAGAACUACCUUCAGGUAGACAUAGUUGCAGCUGAUGUCGAUGACUUGCUUGCUUGGAAAGGCUGGGUGGAAUCCAGGCUGCGGCAAUUGACUCUGAUGAUUGAGCGAGACACGUUGGGGAAGUUGCAGUGCCAUCCUUAUCCUCAUGAGUAUGUGGAUACAUCCAAGCAGUGUGCCCAUUGUGCUUUCUUUAUGGGUUUGCAAAGGAAACAGGGGGAGAUGAUUCAAGAAGGUCAGCAGUUUGAUAUCCGUGGGACCGUAGAUGAAUUCAGGCAGUCUGUAAACAUGUACAUGUUUUGGAAACCAGGGAUGGAAAUUUAUGUUUCACAUGUUCGUAGAAGGCAGAUCCCUUCAUAUGUGUUCCCCGAUGGUUAUAAACGAUCUCGACCAUCGAGGCCAACUGCCCAGCAGCAGGCCAAUAAACCCUCUCAUGAAUAUGGUGAAGUUGGUAGGACUGGCUCUGGUGAGAGAUGCCUUAAGAGGAAAAAUGAUACUGAUGUGCAAGGUAUCCCUGAAAAAGGGCGAUCUAUAACCCCUCAGAGUCAGGGUUCAAUUUCUCCUGAGAAUGGCUCCAGUGAGAGAUGCCUUAAGAGGAAAAAUGGUACUGAUGUGCAAGGUAUCCGUGAAAAAGGGCGAUGUAUUACCCCACAGAGAGAGGAUUCGAUUUCUCCUGAGAUUAUUACUGAUGAGUUCAGUAGUGUGUCUCCAGAGCAAAUGGCGUCUCAUAUGGUGGGAAACAAAGCAUCUGCUGAAACAAACAGAAUAUUGCAGGGUUAUAACAGUAAGGUGGAAGGUCUGGCAACAAAUGGAUUGAGAACUGGGAUUGGAUCUGUUAGCCGAGAGCUGCGCUGGAUUGACGGUGAUAAAGGUUCUGCUGGGGAGCUAGCUGAAGCAGAAAAAGGGAUGCUAUGCCAAGAAACUGAGACUGCAUGUGCAUCAAAUUCGAGCAUAAUAACAACUCCUACUAGUGAGGGCAGUUUUUGUGAGGAUUCUGGAUUUGUACCAGUGGCAGGUAGCAGUGUGGGAGAAAGCAUUGCAGGGGCUAAUAACCUGGGUUCUUCUCUGGGCGAUUUGUGUGAAGCACAUUCCAUGUUGCCUUUGGAGGAUGGAUGUGUUAAUUGUGAUGGAGUUUUGCGAGAUGGAUCGCUGGAAGAGUUAGAGCCAAAUGCUGCACUUGAGAUGGUGAUAAAUGCAUCAGGUGGUGUGAACUCAGAAGCUGUGCAGAAACAAGUGUUAAGUAGCAGAUUGAGUUUAACAACUACGGCAUGAAAGAUUAGAUAUUGGAUCAAUGGCAAUCUUUGGCUGUGAAGACAUGUUGAUCUGAACAGAAAGAUAGAAAGCCAGCAGUUCCGGUAAGUGUGAUUUUAAUUGCUGGCUUUCAUUUCUUUCGUUUUUUCAGGCAUGCUUGCAUGGUCUACCUCGCGAAGUCAAAACCAAUCAGCACCAACUAAAGAGCCCUGUGGGGUUAGUUCUGCCAUGCGUGUACAGUUUAUAAUGUUAAGAAUUAUACUCCCAAGUACUGGAUGCUCUGGAGCUUAGCAGAUGAUCAUAGGUUUGUACUUUUUUUCCUCUUUCUAGCAGGCUCUGUUAAGAGCUUUCUAAUUUGAAAAAAAACCACAAAAAAGAAAAAAGAUGGUUGGCAUUGUGUGGCAGGGUGUCGUAGUGUUGCUUGGUUAGAUUGACUUAUUGUUUUAUUAUAUGUGAGGAGGGACUAUGACGUGAGCCUAGGCUUAUUAACUUUGGUUGGGUGUGUGCUUCUUAUCCAACCUUGUGUACACUUGCUGCUUUGCAUUAAACAUUACAGUAUUGAACUC
Molecule: messenger RNA, 3454 nt
Organism: Juglans microcarpa x Juglans regia
Lineage: Eukaryota; Viridiplantae; Streptophyta; Magnoliopsida; Fagales; Juglandaceae
Product: nuclear poly(A) polymerase 4-like
Exons: 12
Coding region: 531-2909 (792 amino acids)
Cellular component (GO): nucleus
Molecular function (GO): poly(A) RNA polymerase activity; RNA binding
Source: RefSeq, a predicted model, not a curated record